GCCGCCUCUGCUGCCGCCUGGGCCGGGCCGGGGUCGCGAAGGGAGUUUGGAGGGACUGUUUGGACUCGGCGCGCGGGGCUGGGGCUUCCUCCCCGCCCCUGAGCCCCGUAGCGCGACCGGUCCCGUUUCUCCCCCUUCCAAUGGAGACUCCCGCUCCCCCGGGCCCCUCAGCUGGCCCCUUCCCCCCACUGUUUCCCCCGGGACUCCACGGCAUCUACGGCGAGUGCCGGCGGCUGUACCCGGAGCAACCCAACCCUUUGCAGGUCACCGCCAUCCUCAAAUACUGGUUAGGUGGCCCUGAUCCUUUGGACUACGUCAGUAUGUACAGGAACUUGGGGAGUCCAGCCCUAAAUGUUCCUGAGCACUGGCACUAUGUGAGCUUUGGAUUAAGUGAUUUGUAUGGUGACAACAGAGUACAUGAGUUUACUGGACCUGAUGGGCCAAGUGGUUUUGGAUUUGAACUGACAUUUCGACUUAAGCGUGAAACAGGGGAAUCUGCACCCCCUACGUGGCCAGCAGAGUUAAUGCAAGGCUUAGCCAGAUAUGUCUUCCAAUCAGAAAAUACGUUCUGUAGUGGAGACCAUGUAUCGUGGCACAGUCCAUUGGACAACAGUGAAUCUAGGAUCCAGCAUAUGCUGCUGACUGAAGAUCCACAAAUGCAGCCAGUUCAGACACCUUUUGGGGUUGUUACUUUUCUCCAGAUUGUUGGGGUCUGCACAGAAGAGCUUCAUGCGGCACAGCAAUGGAAUGGACAGGGUAUAUUGGAGCUGCUUCGGACUGUUCCAGUAGCAGGAGGCCCAUGGUUAAUAACAGACAUGCGACGUGGAGAGACCAUAUUUGAAAUUGAUCCACACUUGCAACAGGACAGAGUUGAUAAAGGGAUUGAGACAGAUGGCUCAAAUUUGAGUGGUGUCAGUGCUAAAUGUGCCUGGGAUGACCUUAGUCGGCCACCAGAGGAUGAUGAAGAUAGUAGAAGUAUCUGUAUUGGCACGCAUCCCCGACGACUGUCUGGGAAAGAUACAGAACAAAUCCGAGAAACUCUUCGAAGGGGUCUUGAAAUUAACAGCAAGCCAGUUCUUCCACCCAUUAACUCUCAGAGACAGAAUGGAUUGAACAGUGACAGAGCACCGAGUCGCAAGGACAGUUUAGAAAGUGAGAGCUCUGCAACAAUUAUUCCUCAUGAGCUGAUUCGCACAAGGCAGCUUGAGAGUGUACAUCUGAAAUUCAACCAGGAAUCAGGGGCAUUAAUUCCGCUAUGUUUAAGGGGCAGACUGUUGCAUGGACGGCACUUUACAUACAAAAGUAUUACAGGGGAUACAGCAAUUACUUUUGUAUCAACGGGAGUUGAAGGAGCUUUUGCUACAGAGGAGCAUCCCUAUGCAGCACAUGGACCAUGGCUACAAAUCCUGCUGACUGAAGAGUUUGUGGAAAGAAUGCUAGAAGACCUAGAAGAUCUGAAUUCUCCAGAGGAAUUCAAACUUCCAAAGGAGUAUAGUUGGCCUGAAAAGAAACUGAAAGUCUCCAUCUUGCCUGAUGCUGUAUUUGACAACCCUCUCCAUUAAGAGUGAUUGACACUGCAAGCAAGGAUUACUGUAUGCUGCCCAGUGACUCAUGGGAUAAUUAAAGCAGUAAAAGCUCUUCCUACCAAUAAGAGGAUGUUGCUGCAUAACCACUGCAUAAAGAGGAGGAAUUACUCAACAGCAGAGUCCAGACAGAAUUGAACUGUGCUGGUACAUGGCUUUCUUCUUUCAUCAUGGCUGAACUCUGAACACACUGCAUAUAAAUGAAUAUAUAAGAGGAAGAGAAGUAUUUAACUAUGAAUACUAGUGAUAAGAAUUCUUUCCCUCUUUUAGCUGACUCCUGAACUCCCUGCUGCCUUAGCUCAGGAUUUAUAUGCCUCGUCUACCUUUAGCUACACAUUUUCCAGGUGUAAACAUACAGUCCACUGAUUUACAUGUUUUUUGCAACUCAAAAUCCGUUUGUAUCUAGGUAUCUCCUGAACAGAAUUCUUUAUUCACUGAGAAUUCUUACUACUCCACAAAGGAUAUGGCAUUUCCCCUCAUGAAUUUAAACUGAAGAAAUACUGCGAUGAAACCUGGUAUGCUUUAAAAUGAGGGAAACAGUCUCUGCCGUUGUUGCAGGCAUAAUCUGUCACAUUCCUGCAGACAAAGCCAUUUGCUUUCUGUGCUAAUGCACAAAUAUGUGUGAAUUCUGAAAAAAGUGUUAUCCUCUACAUUCGACUAAAUUGGAGGUCAUGGAAUGAUGUUCUGCAUUUUUAAAUGCCAAGUUGUCAUAGAACAUUUAUCUUGAUGGACUUGACCGUCUUCCUCUUUCUCUUCUUGUUCCACUUUUCUUGAUAUUGGUUCAUCUGCUGUGAUGUCAUAGAAGAUUUGCCUACAUUGACUCAAAUAGCUGAGUUCUUAAGGGGUAUUUUAGAGUCUGAGCUGAGGCCUGUAGGCAUCUUACUUGAAAGUGGCACAUGACUGUUGACUUUGCCUGGAGAAGAUAACUCAUAGUGCAGUUAAUGGGGGAAAAUGCCAUCCAGUCCAAAACUGUAUAUUUACUGAGAAGCGCGUUCAACUGCAUUCAGUGUACAUGUAUAAGGGAUUCAUAAUGUUAAACCCAUAUCUCCAUUGGCCAUGGCCAAUGGAACCCCCCCCCCCAAAAUUCUAUUUAACCAAUAAGGUUCUCUCCACCCAUCUCUGAACCAUGGGAGAAAGCCAGAAGGCUUCCAUAUGUAGGUGGCUUGUUGAGCUCAUGUGCUCUCUUGGUGCAGGCAUUUCUUCCAGUACUGCAUCCUCCCUAAAAUGUUUGAUGAAGUUCUACCACAGUCUCAUUGCAGAGAAAUAAGAAAUCAUCUGUGAUUGAAGAGUUAUCUUAGACCUAUUUCUUUUCCUUAUAUCAUCAGCUUUGACAAUGUACGGCUUUCCAUGGAGCAUGUAUUUAUACAGAAGUUGUCGUGUUUCAUUUUACAUCUACAUAGUUCAGGAAAGACAUUUUUGAAUGGUUCAGACUAUUCCAGAAUGAAUUCGCAUGCAAACACAUAUCUUAAUUUUCAUUUACUUCCUAGCUUUGGGAAGACAGGUCAGUAUUUCUGAAAUACACUUUUGCAAACCUUGCCAUUGUGCCUAUAGACAGUUGGACUAAACUUCCUAGAGAAGAAAGAACCACUUCUUGAAUUCCCUAUCCUAACCCUGCAAAAAAAAAAAGGACAGGAAUCAUCCUAAAUUUAACUUCUGAAUAAGGGAUUCAGUUUGGGAAAGGAAAUAGAGUGACUCUUUUCUUUUCUUUAAAGAAAGAAAGCAUCAUGGAAAUUGACUGUCAUUCCAAAGAGCUUGUUCUCUUGGCAAACUGAUCUGGUUUUCUGUAGAAAUUUUGUCCUGAGAGGGGAGCAGUGCAGAAAAAAAUCUGUGCUGGCUCUACUGGUUGAAAGCUAUGACUCAAAAUGGCAGCUUUGCUUAGUCCACUUUAAAACUGAGGACAUGUUCCAAACCCAAAUGUUUUGUUGUCCUACUCUGAAGCGAAUAGUCUGGAAGAAGAGUUGUAUUGGCCAAAAGAGAAGCAUGUAAAAGAACUCAGAGAAAACCUCCCUAUAGAGAAUUGACAUUCAUUUCCCUUAGAACCAAAUGGUUGAUAGAUGAUAUUUUUGUAACACAGAAGGGCUAAUAUAUGACCUAUAGGCAUUACGUAGCUUCAGAGGGAUAGUUACAUUGCCCCAGGUUCCUUCGGGGAAUCCUAGGAUACUCACUUUUUAUGGCAAGAUACAUUCGUAUGUUUGAUAGUACAUGGAAAGAAAGGCUGGAAGUCUUGAGAUUACAGUGUAAUGUUUUGGAAGCUUAAGAAGUUGUCAUGAUGUAGUGAGUCCAAUCCAAAAUCUGUGUUGAUGCAAGCAGAACAUUCAGACAUGUGAAUCCCAUGUUUUGGAGUUAUUUCCAAAAACCAAGCAGUUGAAGCUUGGGAGUCUGCACAACUGUUUUGGGGACAAUUUGUCUUGGAAAUCUUCUGUUCCAUGGUGGUAUAAUUACCCCUGUGAUACCUUGAACAGCUACAUGCUCCCAUUCAUCCCUCUGCAUGGUUGACUGACCUUUCCAUCACUUCUUGCUGUUGAUUGAGUAAAGACCUGAUAGGUUCCCUGUCUGAGGAAUGAAGUACAUGAAUUUUGAGGUGAAACUUGUUUUUCUUCCAAAGGAAAAUACAUGGAAUACUAUGAAAUACUAAACAAGACUACAGAAUUCUUAUGUAUUUCUUGAGAAGGGCCCUGUCAAUUGCAGCUCAUAAAGUUUGGUACAAAAGCUGUGUGGAUGUUAUGUACUGCCAUAACAUGUUUAAUGUUUAUUCAUGCAUGAAUAUUCCUUUGUGGAGGAAAAUAACUCACCUUACAAUAUCUUUAUUUAAACUAUAAAAAUGAGUGUUUUGUAUGACUUGCAGAAAGAACACUCAGAUUUCGUAUCUGCUAGAAAUUACCCACAAAUUAUGUCUUAGCAAAUCAAAGGUAAAGUGCCCUGAUGUAUGUUUAAUCAGUAACAAUUUAUGGCAGUUUUUGCUGGGAGCUCUUCUUGUUAGCUCCCCAGAAGACUUAAUGGAAUGGGCUGGGUCUCUCCAAAUGACUGUCAAUCAGUAGCUUUUUAUGGUCAGACACUGGAUAGUUGUGCUGGCCAUUUAUUCCAAGAGUUGGGAAGAAGAGUUUGCUUUGCACUCUUACUCCCUGCCUACCCAUCACUGAAGUGGUUUACAGGAAAUUGGAACUCUGGCUGCUCUUCAGUUGGUUUGCACCUGCUGCUUAAUCCCUUCAGCACCUGGAGCUGUAAACACCCUUCCUACGUUGCUGCAACAAUUAUUAACUUUCAGUGCAGCUGUUGCACCAGUCAUGUGCCAGGACAGUAAAAACUAGCCACUAAACUAAAUGGUAACAAAAGGGCCAUUCUGGAGUGUUUACUGUGUAAGGCAGACAGUGAGAAAGUAUAAUAGAAAGGAGCAGUAUAAUUCAAAGUAUAAUACGAAGGAGCAGUAAAAGUUUGUGUUAUUGGUCAGGUGGAGUGCAAAAUAUAAGUAGAGGAACAGAGACAAUCUUGCAGCUGGUGUCUGGCCCAAAGUGUUGUUGUGUUCAGUAGCUGGACUCCAGCAAACAAGAUUUUUACUAUACAGACAGAACUCCAGGUAUGCUCCUCUGUAUCCCACUGGCACUGGAACUCGGGGAGAAUCUACAUGUACAUAAAAGCGGAGCCCUUCUCACAUACUGUCUUCUCCUGAGGACCGAACUUGGGACAAACAAGCUCCACCAGAUUGAAGCAGAAAGGGGUAUUCAGAGCACUGAUUGGCUGGACGCCCAUGAUAGCACAAAGCUCUCUUCUCUCCCAGAGCAGUUUCCACAAGCAAGCGUUUGAGGGCUUUUAAAAAAAAUCAAGUACCAUACAAUUGUUUAAGAGUAUAAUUGUACAAAUAGCAUUUUAAACAAGAAAGGGUAGAUCACAUGAUAGAAAGAUAGUGGGAGGGGCCAAUGGGCAAGGUCUGUGUAUUCACAGUGCAGGCAGGUGCAUGUGUCAUUUGAAGAGCAAAGAACACAGGCAAACUGCUGAGUCCUGUUGCUAUUUGUGGAUCUCUGCACCUUCAGAUUACAUCCAUAUUUUGUUCUGACAUGUAACUUUGAACGUAGUCAAGUCGAUACUUCUGUGUGUAUGCCACAAACCUCUGUGGCAUGUUUUGUGCUAUACUCCCAAUUCCAUCCACCCCUCUCACACACUUUGUUUUGCAGACCUGGAAUUGGAAAGCCUGUGUCUUGCACAGGCUUCACAUCUGCAGUGAUGCCACCUCUCCUCUCUUUGUCCAGCAAAAAAGGGAAAGCAGUAAACUGCUUUUUAAAAAGCUCCUUUAUACGUGAUCCAUAAGCAUAAAAGCACAGGAAGUAAGGGUCAGGGGCAAAUAUAGUUGCUGAAAUGUGUUUAAUGCCUUGUGGGGGAAAAACAUGUUACUGUUUAACUUUGCUCUCCCCCCUCCCCAUUUACCACCACUGUAAUUUAUAGGAAAAGUGAUAACAGCUUUUUAAUAUUGCUGGCAAUCAUGUCUUACUGCAGUGUUUCCUUCCCCACCUUUACUUGGUCGGUCUCUUUCAAAUCCUCCUUUGGUGAGUGUCCAAAACAUCAAAAAGAAAAUAAGCCUGUAGCAGACUCGAGUUUUAAAAGGAUCUCUCGGCUGACCUGUCUCUCAAGUAAUUAACUUAAGGGCAUUAUGCACUUGGUUGCUGCUUCAUUUCAGAUAGGAUUCUUUUUCUUCUUCAACUGCUUACAGACCAUAAAAUCAUUAAAAGUGGUACGUUAGUUUUGUAGUGUUGUUCCAGGGCUGUCAUAAAGGUGUGUCUUACCUAUUGUCAGCCAGCUGGCUAAUGCAGUGGGAGGUGUAUUUUGAAAAACCGUCUUGACCUCUCUGCUUCAUGAUUCACUGCUGAAAUUAGAAAUCUCUGAUAGCAAAAUAACAUAAUUAUGAACAACUGUGUGUGUGGGGGGGGGGGUAAAUGCUUGAAGGGUUCCACCAAAUGCCUUUUAGUUUCAGAAAAUUGGUUUUUUUAAAAGCUCAAAUAUAGGAAUAUGUUUGCCAGCUGAUCUGAUUGUGUGAACAUUCUUCUCUUCCCCAUUCAGUCCCUCAGUGGAACAGGCGUCCUUGGGAGGUGGUGGGCUCUCCUUCUUUGGAGGUUUUUAAGCAGAGGCUGGAUGGCCAUCUGGCAGAAAUGCCAACUCUGUGAGCCUAGGCAGAUCAUGAGAGGGAGGGCAGGAAGAGUUGCAUCAGUGCUUAGUUCUUGUGGCCCCUUCUUACAUGCCCAGGGUAAGGCUGAUCACCACCUAGGGGUCAGGUGGCAAUUUUCCCCAGGCCAGUUUGGCUAGGGAUCCUAACAGUGUUUAGCCAUCUUCUGGGCAUGGAGCAGGGAUCACUGGGUGUGGGGGAGGUAGUUGUGAAUUUCCUGCAUUUUGCAGGGGGGUUGGACUAGAUGAUCUUAGAGGAAACUUUCAGCCCUAUGAUUCUGUGAUUCUAUGAUUCACUAUUGUUGCCCUUGCUGUUUUCCUAGUGAAGGUGGAAAUCAACAAGGCUACCACAGUGUUCCCUGGGGCAGGAAUGGCAAAGGUCUGUAUUCAUCUUUGCUACUCUGCAUAAUGUAGGGAGGAAGAGUUGCUAGUAUAUGUUAUGUGCAGUAAGUGAGGAUGACCGAUGCCUGUCCUAAUUAAUAUUCAAAGGACAUACAGGAGCGUGCCAUAUAGUGGCAGCUGGCUCACAUUUAAGCAGCAUAUGCUUUAAAAGAUUUACCUUCACCACUGAAUGAAAUCUCACUAUAUAUGAAGACUUCACUGUCUUAGGGAAAACAAAACCUUUUAAAGUGAUGAAACCAGUGAGCUAAUUCAAAAUACCCUGUGCUCUUGCUGAUGAACUACACUGUCUGAGGUCUGCCUUUUUUUUUUACAAUUUCAAAAGCACGAGACUGCCAUUGUGAAAAAGCACCCCAAGAUCAUGAGCCUCAUGGCGCAGUCCCUAUCACUUUCCUCUGCUGAAAACGGGGAGAGCUGGAUCGAACAGCACUGGUGAUCAGUUUUAGCAAAUCUGAACUUCACUGCUGCUAGAAAAUGGUCAACGAGAAUUUUAAAGGGAAUAAACUGAUGAAGUGUCACACUCCAAAUGGAAGAAUUGUCUUCCAUUUUAUAGCCAUAGGAACCAGUUCUCUGUUAAAGCAGGGUGGGGGUUCCUCCCCCCCUCCUGGAUAGAGCUCUUGUUUGUUGCUACAGUUUUAUAGGUUGGAUGGCUGUAGUGCUAGAGAACUUUGAACAAAAUGGGUUGUUCUGUUAAGGGGGCCACAGCCAUUAAAACCUCAACUUUUAAUUCUGACUGCUGAGGCUACUUUGAUAAGCUUCAGCUGAGGUGAACCUUUGUAUAGUUCAUCUAUAGGUAUGUGUGUGUUGUCCAUUUACAAGGACUCUGCAGAAAGUAGUCUGGAAAAGGCUUGCUGUGCCUGCAGUGAGAUUUUCAGUACUUUGUUAGUACGCCUUUUUUUCUACCAAAAACAAUGGAAACCCAAAUUAGCAGACGUUUUAAAAAUAUUUUGUAUUAGUUUCUAAUGUAUAUUCUUACAUUAUCGCAGUGCUGGUAUGUUUACCUGCACAAAGCUACUUUUUGUAAUAUUUUUGUGAAUCACUAAGCUUUCUCCUCCUCCUAUGUAUUCAAGGUGCAUUAAAAUUGUUUGCAUAAUUGUCUUGUAUGCAUUUAUUGAGUGAUCGCAGAAGUGAUAAAAGUG
Molecule: messenger RNA, 8272 nt
Organism: Eublepharis macularius
Lineage: Eukaryota; Metazoa; Chordata; Lepidosauria; Squamata; Eublepharidae
Gene: SUFU
Product: SUFU negative regulator of hedgehog signaling
Exons: 12
Coding region: 141-1562 (473 amino acids)
Cellular component (GO): nucleus; cytoplasm
Molecular function (GO): transcription factor binding
Source: RefSeq, a predicted model, not a curated record